AUGGCUGGCGAGUCGUGGGACACUGUGAAGGCAAGAGCGAAGGGCCUCAAGUCUGAUAUCGACACGAAGAUGCAGGAGCUCGGGCGGCUCAACAAAAGAUUGGGCUCUACCUCUUCGGAGUCGCCUGGAGACCGUGUGCACGGCCUUGAGGGUCAGAUCCAGCUCGUGGUCAGCCUACGGGAGGAGGUCGAGCGUGGGUUGACCAACCUGGAGGCAGCCAGCGAAGCGAUGGGCCGCGCUGCUGCCACCAGCGCCCAGGCAGCGCAGGCGGCGAGGUUCCGCGAGACCCAGCAGGAGAUGAAGCGGGACUUCAAGCGGGUGGCGGAGAGCAUCGAACACCAGUACCAGCCGGGGCUCUUGCCGAGGGGCCGUGGCGGCAUCGGCAAGUCGCUGGAUGAGAUCAUCGGUCAGGCGUCAGCGACGCACCAGAUGCUGCAGGGCCAGAGGAAGACGCUGACCGAAGCGAACUCCAAGGUCGGCACCAUAUCCUCCUUAUUCCCGGGUCUUAACGGCCUCAUCGACAAGAUUAGCGAUCGCCAGAACAAGAUUAAUUUCUCUGCGCACGCAGAGCGGAACUUCGUCUUCGCGCCGCCAGCCCCACGGCCGCUGCCCGUAGUCGUGGUGACGGGGUUCCUGGGCAGCGGGAAGACCACCCUCGUAGAGAAGCUGUACAGCUCGCGGGCCAACCUGCGGAUCGCUACCAUCGCCCACGACCUUGCGCCCAGUCUCAACGUGGACGCGGAGCUGCUUGCCACCGUGGGUUCUGGAGCACUGCGCCGGACCGAAGCCGCCGUGGGCGAUGGGGACGUGCUGGGCCUCGGAGGCUGCGUAUGCUGCCCCGACUUCGACGAGGCGCUGCGACGGGCUGUGAAGUGCUCUUUGAAGGAGGGUGUGGACGAGGGCUCCUUGGACUACCUCGUCCUCGAGACAAGCGGUGCGUCUGAUCCAAGGAGGCUGGUCGCGAUGCUGGAAAAGCGUUUCGGCCCGUGCACGCGUGCGCGGCUGGAUCACGUGGUGACGGUCGUGGAUGCGGAAAGAGCGGCCGACGCGGGGGAAGGUUGGCUCGCUGUUCCGGGCAGGGCAGAUCCAGAGUCCCAGUUGCAGCUAGCGCAGCUACUGGCGGCCGACAUUAUCUUGUUGAACAAGGCUGACCUUGUCGACGGCGUCGCUCUCAACACCGUCGAAGCGAGACUGCGGGAGCUGUUCCCUGACGCCCGGCUCUUCAGCUGCCAGUACGGCCGGGUUCCGAUUUCCGAUUUGCUGGAAGUGUUCGUCUCAUCAGCCGAUGCGGCAGCGGUAUCUCACGAGGCGGUGCUGGCACAAGCGACGCUAUCUGUGCCGCAGUGCAUGGAGCCCUUGCGGAGGAGCAUCUCGGACACACAGCAAGCAUCUGCCUCGCUUGCUCCACUUGGGGGCGGCCAUGCAGUUGGGCACAAAGUCGUGGAGUGGUCCAGCAGAGAGAGCCGCGGAGUUUCCCUGGCGAGGCUGCAGCAGUUUCUUCUGUCCGACUUGCCGCGGUGGCAGCGUAGCCUGCGUCGGGGCAAGGGCUUCCUGCAUGUGCAGGAGGAUUCCGAUGUGCGCUGGGAGUGGCAGAUGAGUGGCCGGCUGCGGUACUGCAUCCGGAGGCAUCCUAGAGAGUCAUGUGCCCCGCUGCUACGCAGCUUUCUCGUCCUGAUACGCUGGCCCAGAUUUCCCAACGCGGAGCUGGCGAAGGCGCGCGCAGCGCUCGAGGCCCUGGAGGAGCCUCCUCCCGAGCACGGCGAGGCCGCCCAGGCAGAGCAGGCCGAGGUCGCGCUGGCAGCCGCCGCUGCCGAGGUCCGCGAGGCGUGCGCGCCCUUGGGCAUGGAGGAGCUCGCCGCACCGGAGCGCACCAGCGCGCACUCGGGGCACGCCUUGCGCGGCGCCUCCGUGGUGCGCUUCCGGCUCACCGGGCGCGCGCAUUUCGGCAUCCCAGAGGACGUCGACCUUGCCGCGUCGCCGUAUUGCAUAGAUCUUGACGCCAUGUGGGAGCUCGCGCGCCUCGUCAGCGCCAGCAAGGGCGCCCCCUUCCUGGCCUGCGGCGCGGCCCGCGACCCGCGGCGGGGAGGCGCGCCCGCCCUGGCGCUCCUGUGGGCCGCCGGCGCUCCCGGCGCGCUUGCCUCGCCGGCAGGGGCGCCAGCCCCGCCGCCCCCGCCUCCGCACCUGGGCACGGUGCUGGCCGUGGUGCGGGCGGAGGCGCCGGCGUUGCUCAAGCGCACGUUCGGCCACGUGACGUCGUGCCUCUGCGGGCAGUGA
Messenger RNA from Prorocentrum cordatum, 2274 nucleotides. NCBI's taxonomy places the organism in Eukaryota, Dinophyceae, Prorocentrales, Prorocentraceae. The record is from the annotation of a GenBank genome assembly.